Mizuhopecten yessoensis (Yesso scallop) is the source of this 4972-nucleotide messenger RNA. Its product is annotated as 2-oxoglutarate-Fe(II) type oxidoreductase-like. Gene Ontology annotation, molecular function: dioxygenase activity. Lineage: Eukaryota; Metazoa; Mollusca; Bivalvia; Pectinida; Pectinidae. The record is from RefSeq and is a predicted model, not a curated record. Bases 215 to 1204 code for a protein of 329 amino acids. The transcript has 2 exons.
CUAUAGUCUAUCGUUAUCCUCUCUGUCUGUAUUGAUAAAAUUUAAGGUUUGCUUGUACAAGUUGUGUUUACAUAUAUACAGAUAAACAUUUGUGAUAUGCUCGACCGACAUUUUAAAUGUCACACAUGUUGUUGUACAGGCCUAUAACAGGUACAUUUUAUGAGAACGACUGUGUGCCGCAUGUGCUUGGAUAACAGCUUGCAAGAGAAUCGAAAUGCCUGAGAAUUUUGAGCUACCCAUAGUCGAUAUGGCAAAAGCCAAAAGCCACAGACAGGAAUUAGCAAAGAGUGUUGUGCAUGCCCUGGAGAACACAGGCUUUUUGUUUAUCAACAAUGUUAAAGGUGUUGACUUUGAUCAACUGUACAAGUGUUGUCAGUGGUUUUUCACACAACCAGAAGAAGUGAAAAAAGGUCUGCUUCGGAAAAUUUGGAAUUCCGAAAACCCCAACAUUUAUCGAGGAUAUUUUCCUGUAGGGAAAGACGAGCCAAGUAGAAAGGAAGGGUUUGAAUUUGGAAAAGAUAUUGAACCCAAUGACCCAGAGGUUGCACCAGGUAAUUGGUUUUAUGAACCAUCAGUUUGGCCAAAAGAAGAUGGCAGCUUCCCUUUCAAAACAUUCCUGUUGGAUACCUACGAGGUUUUGCACCAACUGUCUCUGGAGAUUUUACGACUCACGUCAAUCGGUCUUGGAAUUGAUGAGUUUUCAUUUGAUGAAAUAUUUUCCAAACGGCCUUGUUCUACAUUCCGCUUGAUCCAUUAUCCACCUUGGAAUGGAAACCCACCACCGAAUGCUCGGAUUGAGGAUGGGAAAGUCGUAACGACCCCGGACCACACAGACUCCAACUUUCUCACCCUGCUGACAACAUUUAACUACAAAGGUUUGGAGGUGCUCACGACAGAUGGAAAGUGGGCAGAGAUUGAGCCACGUCCUGGGAGUCUCAUCAUGAACAUCGGGGAUGUCUUUUCACGCAUGAUGGGAGGGCGCUUCAAAGCAACACGACACCGAGUGAUUGACAUCGGAGUUGAUAGAUUCUCGAUUCCGUUUUUCUUGGAGCCACGGUAUGAAGGAGACAUUGGUUUGAAUUUCAUGACCAAGGCUACAGGAAAGGGAGAAGAGCACAUUGUCGAGGAAUAUGGACCUUGGGCAAUCUACCAGAUGAAACAUCUUAAAAAGUAUUUCGAGUAUAGGACUUUGACAGAAUUUUAAAAGGGGAAUGUACCAUUAUUGGUGAUGAUAUAUAAUGUAAUUUUACGUUACUCAGAAAGAAAGUAUUUUGGUGUUAUAUAUUCAGGUCUGACCCUUUCAUUCCUAUGUAACUUUAGUAGACUCUACCAUGCAUUGAUCUUGACGUGUUCAUUAUUGUCUACAGUGGUGAAAGGGUUAAGGAUAACAUACUUCUGGGGAUGCACGUUUUACCAUGAUGAUUAGAAGAGAUUUAAGUGGUUAUGGACACCGUUUUUCUGCAAUUUAUUUCACCUUUUAUAACAUUCAAGAACAUUAUCUGCCAUGUUGGCUUUGAUAAAUGGAAGAGCUUUACAGAUUUUUGUGACACCCCGAUAGCUUUAUUAACAUAACAAGAGGUUGUUAAAUUAAUAAUGACUAGAGAUUAUAUUUGUUGCGCAAAUGGUUGCUUCCUUUCAUAUACAUCUUAUUCCUAGCUGCUCAGUAGUAAAUAAUGCAUUUUGUUCACGAGAAAAAUAAAUUUAACGCUUAUUUGACCUUUAUCACAUUGACUUUACAUUAGAACACUAUGUAUGUUAUUUUGUGCAAUGGAUAAUCCUGAAUUCCUGAACAAGAUAUGCUGAACAGCUGAAAUAUUAUGCCAGAACAAGAUUUUGAUGAAAUUCAAAACAAUCUCAACUCAACUGACAUUUUGCCUUAAGAUAAAAUUUGAAGUGACCAAUUAGAGUACAUUUUGGGUGUUUGAUAAGAGUUCCGACGCACCAUCUGUGGGUGACUAAUUUGUAGUACAGGGCAUACCUUCUAUGAGUGAAUUGAAUUAUAUUACAAGACGCACCUUCUGUGGGAGAUUAUAAUUAUAUUACACGACGCACCUUCUGUGGGAGAUUAUAAUUAUAGUACACGACGCACCUUCUGUGGGUGAUUUUAAUUAUAGUACACGACGCACCUUGUGUGGGAGAUUAUAAUUAUAGUACACGACGCACCUUCUGUGGGUGAUUUUAAUUAUAUUACACGACGCACCUUCUGUGGGAGAUUUUAAUUAUAGUACAUGACGCACCUUCUGUGGAAGAUUUUAAUUAUAGUACACGACGCACCUAUGUGGAAGAUUUUAAUUAUAGUACACGACGCACCUUCCGUGGGAGAUUUUAAUUAUAGUACACGACGCACCUUCUGUGGGUGAUUUUAAUUAUAUUACACGACGCACCUUCUGUGGGUGAUUUUAAUUAUAGUACACGACGCACCUUCUGUGGGUGAUUAUAAUUAUAGUACACGACCCACCUUGUGUGGGAGAUUAUAAUUAUAGUACACGACGCACCUUCUGAGGGAGAUUUUAAUUAUAGUACACGACGCACCUAUUGUGGGAGAUUAUAAUUAUAGUACACGACUCACCUUGUGUGGGAGAUUAUAAUUAUAGUACACGACGCACCUUGUGUGGGAGAUUAUAAUUGUGGGAGAUUAUAAUUAUAGUACACGACUCACCUUGUGUGGGAGAUUAUAAUUAUAGUACACGACGCACCUUGUGUGGGAGAUUAUAAUUAUGGUACACGACGCACCUUGUGUGGGAGAUUAUAAUUAUAGUACACGACGCACCUAUGUGGGAGAUUAUAAUUAUAGUACACGACGCACCUUCUGUGGGUGAUUAUAAUUAUAGUACACGACCCACCUUGUGUGGGAGAUUAUAAUUAUAGUACACGACGCACCUUCUGAGGGAGAUUUUAAUUAUAGUACACGACGCACCUUGUGUGGGAGAUUAUAAUUAUAGUACACGACUCACCUUGUGUGGGAGAUUAUAUUUAUGGUACACGACGCACCUUGUGUGGGAGAUUAUAAUUAUAGUACACGACGCACCUAUGUGGGAGAUUAUAAUUAUAGUACACGACGCACCUUCUGUGGGUGAUUAUAAUUAUAGUACACGACCCACCUUGUGUGGGAGAUUAUAAUUAUAGUACACGACGCACCUUCUGAGGGAGAUUUUAAUUAUAGUACACGACGCACCUUGUGUGGGAGAUUAUAAUUAUAGUACACGACUCACCUUGUGUGGGAGAUUAUAUUUAUGGUACACGACGCACCUUGUGUGGGAGAUUAUAAUUAUAGUACACGACGCACCUAUGUGGGAGAUUAUAAUUAUAGUACACGACGCACCUUCUGUGAGUAAUGCAGAUAUUCUUAAAGUGUCAUCUCACCAUGAAUGUCAUAAAUGUAACAGGAUGGGAGCAAUAUAUUUUUUAGGAACUGGAAGUUUGACCGGAAGAACAAGUAAAUAAUAUGACCCCUUUAUUUAAAGGGAGAUGGUUAUGAUCAAGACUUAUUGUCGUUUUUAUAAUAUAGCUACUGAUUGCAUAUAUAUUAAAAUAUGUUCGGUUCGCCAAGCUUUAUUUUGUAUUGUUGACUCUGUUGUCCCAGUAGGGAACAAAAUAAAUCGCUAUGCAAUAUGAAUUAGGUUAAUUUUGGCCAAAUCAUUGCUGUGUUAUCAUUCCGCUUGAUCCAAGUUGUUCUGUAUUAGAACUCGGGUAGAUGCAUAAUCCCUAAGUAUCCUGCCUAGCUGAUAUAGUGAUUAAAUAUUGUCGUAUUACAUUAUGUGAGCUUGAAGCUCACUUACAAUAGAGCUGUUUUCUGCUAUGUAAAUGCAGGGUUGGGGUGGUGUGGGGUGGUCGGCAUGUUACAAUAACCACUCUACAGUUUACAGGAACUCAGUCUUCAGUACUGGAGUUUGUCUUAGGAGCCAUAACGCCUAAGUCAAGAUUUCUUAUUGAGUUUUAACACAUGAAAGCCUAUCUUUUUAUCAAUGUUAUGACACUUACCUACUAUGUACAAUCAAUACCAGAGAGGCCAAUGUGUAGAAAUCUUCAAAUGACUUCUACUUAACCAUGAGGCCAUGCGUAGUCAUGUUUGACAUUAUGUUGCUGGGGUGAGGUGAUAACGUGUGGUUUAUACCCUGAUCUCCCACAUUCAAAGUCACAGGCCCAUAAGGUAAGUUCUUCAAACAACUCUAAAUGAACCACAACGCUUGAAUAAGGAUAUGUGGCCUGUAGCUUGAAAGGUUGGUUGGAACCAUGGACCGAAUUGGAAACUUUUGCCGAUUCAAAAGAUGUAUGAUUUUUAAUGAACAAUCUUUACCGUAAUGUCCCCUUAGCUACCCUUGGACUUACAGUGUUUCAAGCUAUAUUUAAUGAAAAUCCGCUCAGAUACUCUAUACAAGUAGCUUUUACACUAAAAAUAUUAUCACUGACAUCAUGUUUGUUAAUAAAAAGCAUAAAGACAAAGUGUGAAAAAUGGUUUUAUUAUCAAGGUUAUGAUAAUGAUAUCACAGUCAAAAAUGUAAUCAAAUUCAAUAUACAGUAAUAGAAGCUAUCUACAGAGUAAGCUUCAGUGAUUAUUUUACUCUCAAAGCUGUUAAAGCUUGGUGCACAUGAGGGGUGGGCUGGACGUUCCAUAAAUACAUCAUAUAUCCGGUAUAAUUUUGACAUAUGGUAUAAAUGCAUUUCGAAUCAUUCUUACAAAAAAAUACUACAGGUUAAUUUCAAUUGUCAUUAAUAAUUGUGUACAUAAUAAAAUCAUAAUUCAAUAUUCUUAGUCCUAAGUUUGCCUGGAGCAUUCAAACCUAUCUAAAUCAAAUAUACUUCAUGUGUCAUCCUUCAAAUUUAAUCAAACUUAAGUUGAUCAAAAUUUUAAUUAUCUGGAGCAAUCAUUUAUUUAGAAACAUUUAAACAAAGCUUCUGGUUUCCCUAUUAAUCUUUAGUACUUGAAUUGAACACAAUCAGGAAAAUGUAUGUAUGUUUAAAAAUUAAAAAA